Parnassius apollo (apollo) is the source of this 273-nucleotide messenger RNA. The record is from the annotation of a GenBank genome assembly. NCBI's taxonomy places the organism in Eukaryota, Metazoa, Arthropoda, Insecta, Lepidoptera, Papilionidae.
AUGGGUAACACUGACAACAAGGAUGAUGCAGUUAUCGCACAGUCUGAAGCAGCGAUGAAAGAGACAAUAGUGCGAUCAUAUAUUGGUUGGGCUGUUGCGAUUUUCUCGAUAACCGUUAUGAUCCUGUAUUUCUUCUGCCGUUACGGGACGGCUCAGGUUAAGAAGUGGGUGCGGAAGCAGAUGGGGUUCGUGCAAGAACAAGCCUUACAAAUGACUCAAGCUACCAGAGCCAGCUUCCGAAGAGCUCACGACUCGCACAAAAUGGCCGACUAA